ACCAAGCGUAUUGCGAGUGGACGACACGCGUAGAGAGGGCGAGAGAGACAAGCUGUCAAGCUAGCUCGCCAGCAAACCUUUUAUUUAUUUUACUACAUAUCUACUCGCAAUUAACAGCAGAUAUCCGCCGCAAACCCAGGGAACGCCUGCAGAAACACAUAAACCUUGUUAUAGAUUAGACGACAACGUUUCGAACAGUCCCAAACCCUUCGGAAAGACGGAGAGAUGGCAACCACAACUUGUACACGUUUUACGGACGAAUAUCAGCUAUAUGAAGAGCUUGGAAAGGGAGCAUUUUCAGUGGUGCGCCGUUGUGUCAAGCUGUGCACCGGCCAGGAGUAUGCUGCUAAAAUAAUCAACACCAAAAAGCUCUCUGCCAGAGAUCACCAGAAGUUGGAGCGUGAAGCUCGUAUUUGUCGCUUGCUUAAGCACCCCAAUAUUGUUCGACUCCACGACAGUAUAUCAGAAGAAGGGUUCCACUACCUCCUCUUUGACUUGGUGACAGGAGGGGAGCUGUUUGAAGACAUCGUAGCCAGAGAGUAUUACAGUGAAGCCGACGCCAGUCAUUGCAUCCAGCAGAUCCUGGAGGCGGUGCUUCACUGCCACCAAAUGGGGGUGGUGCACCGAGACCUGAAGCCAGAGAACCUGCUCCUGGCCAGUAAGUGUAAGAACGCUGCCGUCAAGCUGGCCGACUUCGGGCUGGCCAUCGAGGUGCAGGGGGAUCAGCAGGCCUGGUUCGGUUUUGCUGGGACACCGGGGUACCUUUCCCCUGAGGUGCUGAGGAAGGAGGCCUACGGGAAGCCGGUGGACAUCUGGGCCUGUGGUGUGAUCCUGUACAUUCUGCUGGUGGGUUACCCUCCUUUCUGGGAUGAAGACCAGCACAAACUGUACCAGCAGAUCAAAGCGGGAGCCUACGACUUCCCCUCCCCUGAGUGGGACACAGUCACUCCUGAAGCUAAGAACCUCAUCAACCAGAUGCUGACCAUUAACCCCGCCAAGAGGAUCACUGCCCAGGAGGCUCUCAAACACCCAUGGGUCUGCCAACGGUCCACGGUGGCCUCCAUGAUGCACAGACAGGAGACAGUGGAGUGCCUGAAGAAAUUCAACGCCAGGAGGAAGCUGAAGGGAGCCAUCCUCACCACCAUGCUGGUGUCGCGGAAUUUCUCUGUGGGCCGGCAGUCCACCGCUCCGUCCUCGGUUGCCGCGGCAGCAGCCGCCGCCGCCGGCUCGACCGCGGGGCUGGUGGAACAAGCAGCCAAGAGUAUGCUGAACAAGAAGGCCGAUGUCAAGAAAAGGAAGUCGAGCUCUACUGUUCAGUACAUGCCGCAGUCAAACAGCACGAAAAACAGCAUAGUCACCAGCCCCAAAGGAAACAUCCCUUCUUCUGCUCUGGAGCCUCAGACCACAGUUAUCCAUAAUCCAGUGGAUGGGACUAAGGAGUCGUCUGACAGCAGUAACACCACUAUCGAAGACGAGGAUGUGAAAGGGAAAAGCCCGGAGGGCACCUCGGGUAGGGCCCCGCCCAAUGCCCACCAGCCCGCUCCGGGCCCCGCCCCUUCCGUCUUCUCCUCCAAGCUGACAGACAUCCUAGGGAGCGCGCGGCGGGGCUCAGGGCCCGUUUCGGACGGCGAGGGGGGGUCCAGCACCCCUCCAGCUGCCCUCUCUGCCCCCUCCCCACCCCAGACCCCUGUGCCCCCCAUGCAGAUGGCGGGUCUGACAGACAUCAUUCGCCAGAGGUGUGGCCCCCAGCCCAAAUCUGAGCCUGCCCACACCCAGCCGGCGUCCCCCCCGCCCCAAUCUCCCCCCCUUCCAUCCCUGCCCCCCUCCGGCCCCUCUCUGUCCGCUCUAACACGCAAACAGGAGAUCAUCAAGAUCACGGAGCAGCUGAUCGAGGCCGUGAAUAACGGAGACUUUGAGGCCUAUGCGAAGAUCUGCGAUCCUGGCCUGACCUCUUUUGAACCCGAGGCUCUGGGGAACCUGGUGGAAGGAAUGGACUUCCACAGAUUCUACUUUGAGAACUUGCUCUCUAAGAACAAUAAGCCCAUCCACACCACCAUACUGAACCCGCACGUGCACCUGAUUGGAGAGGAUGCCGCCUGCAUCGCCUACAUCCGUCUGACGCAGUUCGUGGACGGGCAGGGCCGGCCUCGCAGCAGCCAAUCAGAGGAGACCCGCGUCUGGCACCGCCGCGACUCCAAGUGGCAGAACGUGCACUUCCACUGCUCCGGGGCCCCCGCCGCCCCCCUACAGUGAGAGGUGAGACCUCUGCGGCCAUGACCGUCAAAGUACGCAGUUGAAGAGAGGGAUAGAAGGAGGGGUGGAAGAAGGAGGGAUGGAAGGAGAACGAGUCCGGAGUUGAGAGAGCUUUGAUCACGGCUACGCCAGGCCCUCCCAUUUCUGGAUCCCGUCCUCACCCGCAUGCACGUCUCUUUAUGACUACCGCCACCUGCUGGGCUGCCCUGGCUACUGCACCUUCCAAACAACACCCCCCCCCCCAUCCCCACCCCAAACAAACAGCAACCAACCAACUCACCUAUGACCUAACUGCCCCAGCCAAAUGAUGACCCCACAAGACGAGACUACAGCCACACAGCAGCUAGUGCUGCAUCGGAAGGACAUAAGGACUCACCCAUUAGCAGCCGAGUGUCAGAGCCCUCUGUGUGUGUUUUCUGGUGUCACACUGUUCAGGUCAUGCUCACGUUGUCACUGGCUUUGAGUCACAGUGCACAGGCACGCCCAAGUUCAGUAUGUAAAGUUUUAAACAGAAUCAUUAUUAUUACGAUUAUUCUUAUUAUGACGGUUAUUAUGACUAUGGCGAUUGUAUAUUUAAUUGGUUUUAAAAUAUAUUAUUGAUGCCAGUGGUUUAUAGUUUAAGAUUAUUCAUUUAAUAUCUUUUCAAGUAAGCAUGACUUUUACGGUAUUCAAAGUGACUGUUUUUUGUUUUGUUUAGUUUAGUUUUUUUUUAUUGUGCUUGAGUAAAAGAGAUUUUGGCUAUUUUUGUACAUGCUAUGUGUCUGUUGACAACAGUGCUGAACUCGGAACAAAAGCAGAGACUUCUGAGAUGGAAGGGUGUGUACACUGGGAUACGGGAUAUUUGUGUGUGUGUGUGUGUGUGUGUGUGUGUGAGGGAGGGCCAGGGUCAAAGCCUGUUUCAGCAUUUUAAGAUAUAAUUGGCUGCUGGAACUCAUCAGCUGUACCCACUGAGGGAUGGGCCUGACCUGGGGGGGGGGG
Molecule: messenger RNA, 3231 nt
Organism: Conger conger (European conger)
Lineage: Eukaryota; Metazoa; Chordata; Actinopteri; Anguilliformes; Congridae
Gene: camk2b2
Product: calcium/calmodulin-dependent protein kinase type II subunit beta
Exons: 25
Coding region: 226-2253 (675 amino acids)
Biological process (GO): protein phosphorylation
Cellular component (GO): neuron projection; cytoplasm
Molecular function (GO): calmodulin binding; ATP binding; calcium/calmodulin-dependent protein kinase activity
Source: RefSeq, a predicted model, not a curated record